CCCAAAGCAAGCCCUUCUUGCCUAUCCUACGCCUACUUGUCUGUCUGCCAGCUCCAUUCCUGUCUCCAGACCUACGCCAAAGGCUCUAUUGAACAACCCAAUCCAGCCAUACACUAUCUUGGUUGAUACCAUACGGGGUGACAGAGUUAUACCGGACUUUACAGUGGCCAACCAGCCGCCGUUUUCACUCCCGUUAUUCCCUCCUGUGUGCCCAAUCGCACCGCACUUUCACAGCUGCUGGCCAUCUGUCUGCCGGCAUGGUCUUUGUGCCGUUGAGUCUCUGGCCGCUGGUUCGGUCGAGGACGAAUGCACCAUAAUCGAUGAUCCUCCCGGUGCCUGCGCUGCAUUCUCAGCCUUGAUCUUUUUUAACUCGGUCCAUGCCGUUCUAGCAUGCAGUGCAUCUCACUCCCGCCGCUUCCCCCCGUCCUCUUUACCUUAAAUACUUAUUGUAUGCGCAUCGUGAUAACCUCUUGGUGGCUCUGGUCCAGCUGCUGAGAGCGAUCUUUGUCAUCCACUCUUCGUGAACCCAAUCAAUCCAAUAUCAAUUUGUCUAGUUGCAUGCGGGCCUCUCUACCUUCUGCAAUUGAACAUGCAAUUGUCUCUUGGAUCUGUUAAUCUAGACCCUGCCGCUGUUCCUGGAUCUGAUCUGUAUCACCCUGCGUCCUUCUUUGUUCCACCCGAUAUAUCCCCUUCCAACCAGAUAUAAUUGUGCCCUGCGCUGCUGCAGGUGGUCCUUCCUCAUACCCAAGGAGAUCAAGCGCUGUGUCAGGCGCUUCCUUCGUUCAUCUGCUUUUGUCUGUUGCUAUCCCGUGGAUAUUACCCUCCGUCAUGGAGACAGAAGGACAUCAUAUGCAAAGCAACGACUUCCAACAGCCGCUCUGGGCAGUCUAUGGCUCUUCGCAACAACAGUUCCCGGUAAACCAGGUCCCAUCCUACCAAGGCUUUGGCUACGGCCCAUCACCUAUCAUGCGGAUGGACCCUUCGUAUAGUGUGUCGAUACCACCACCAUACACCUCACUCCCUCUGGCCUUGCCGUCGCAGCCUUGGCCCAGUAUGCUAGCUACUCAGCCUCAUUUUUUGGAUCCAACCAUUCCGCCGCUAUCACCACCACUACCGCCACCACCACCACAGGCACAGACAUCUACAUCCGUUCCUAUACCCCAGUCCGUCCCUUCGAUCCGGAAGUCGUUGUCUGGCUCUUCAACCCCGAGGAGAACUCUUACGGAUGAGGAUCGUCGCCGCAUGUGUCUUUACCAUGAAGAGAAUAAGUCUGCUAAGCAGACUGAUAUUGGAGCGAUAUUUGGAGUGGAAAGAAGUACCGUUUCGAAAGUCUUGCGCCAGAAGGAGAAAUAUCUCAACCUCAAAAAUGGACCCCCGUCACCAGCCAAAAAGCCAAAGGGGAAGGUUCCGGAUAUCGAAAAGGCCGUAUAUAACUGGGUCGUCAAACGUCAGCAACAGGGAGCUCCAUUGACAGAUGGGUCAAUCAGGGAGAAGGCCCUUCGAUUCGCGAGUACUUGCGGCAACAUCGAAAAGGAAAAGGUGAUGAGCCCCAGCUGGCUACCGAAGUUCAAGAGAAAGUAUAACAUUACCGGUAUCCCAUCCCGCAAGGACUCUCUGGACGCCAAAAGCCAGCCACAAAGCCCCACCAAUAAUAAGAACAGUUCUUCGGGGGAUUCUUCCACUGUGCAUACCCCCACUACGGUUUCUCCCGCGUCCCCAUGCGCACCACCCCUGACUCCAACGCAGAUUCAGGAAGGUCUCCAGAAGGAAACGGCACCUGGGCUGCCAUCCGCUGAUGAUAAUGAUCUCCUGAACGGCUCCAAUCCCCUUGACAACUCAUCCAAUUUCUCUAGCGGUGUUACCAGCCCAUCGACCAUGGUGUCCGACAGUCCCUUCACCCCUACCAGUCAGUCAAGCAUCCCUUUGAUGGGCAGUGAUUCCCAGCGACCACGGAGCCAGACAUUUCCAUUUGCAGUUGACCCAAGUUUCAUCGCUGCAGAUCCAGCCUUUAACCAAAUCUCACCUAAGGCCUCUCAACAGCGGUCAUUGUCGGUGGCUGGGCUUCAACCGCCAUUUGAGGAAGGAGACAGGCGAAAUAUUAACCUGAAUACAUCAGUCACGUUCGAGUGCAAUAAGAGUGAUCUCGAAGGCAACCCCCAGUCCUUCUCACCUCCGGUUCUGCAGACGAACGCCUUUUCACCGGUCAGCUCUCCUGGUUCACCCACCCAGUAUGAAGCACGACAGGCCCUGGAGUUGGUAAUGAAUUACUUCCAACAUCAACCAUCCGGACUCGGAGCGCAAGAUUAUAUGACCAUUAGCAAGCUCAUGCAGAGACUGGAGAUAGUCAAGAAUCACCCCCAUCUUCUUCCAGGAGGUCUUUCCUCUAUCGAAGAACAGCACGGUUCUCCUCAGCUGAACAAGAAAAGAAGCAUUCAUACCCUCAGCUGAUGUGGAUGAGGAUCUUCGCCUCAACGCGACUAAUUGCCUUCACAUCGAGUCACUUGCAAACAUAUCUGAACGCAUUAUUUUUAUUCUUUCGGGACGUUUGUUUUCGAUCCUUAGGUUUGGUCUUGGUUGUUACUUUUGCAUGUUUUAUUCCCCUUUCGGUAUCUUGGGUGUCUCUUUGGGAUUUUUUUUUUUUUUAUUUAUUAUAAUUUCCUCCCCAUGGCUGACACUGGCAGCUUGAUUUUGCUUCUUCCGUUUUUAUAUUACCCAUUAAUCUCCUGGCUAUUGUUAUUUAUUUCCCGGCUUUUCUUCACCAAAACAGAUCUGCAACCCGCAAGUUCCGCGUAGGGAAGAUUACAUGAUACAGCGAUAUGAGGGCAACCUCUUAACAUUGGGCUUUGCAAAAUUCAUUCCCCCUUUUUUUUUUUUUUUUUUUUUUCAAUAUUUGCUUUCUGUGCUAUACAUACGGGGAAUUUGUUCCGAGUACUUGCACCAUUGGGUUGACUAUACGACAGCGCAUCCCUCCAAUUCUGGGUUGAAUUGAAUACUGUACUUGAUAAUCAGUCACGUACGCCUUCUAUCCCUUCCCUUUUGACAUUGUUUUAUUUCACGGCCAUUUACUUAGUAUUUUGUGCACCUAUCAUGUACCCCCUGUUAUACUACCUAACCAUGCAAGUUAGCUAAGCUAGCAAAUACUUGUGGAUGAACAGAAACAUUCUAUGUUGCAUUGGACAUGUUUUAAUGGGAAAGGCAGGAGAGAGAGUAAUUAAGGGGAAAGAAAGAAGAUAAUAAAUUGAUUAAAGAGGAAGAGAAGACUUAACGAGAGCUCUCGAGUUGUUUGUUCAAUGUAAGCUCUUUUUUUUUUGUUAGUUGGUUCGGAGUUUGGACAAUCUAAUACGUUUAAAGCAUAAUAGUAAUACAGCUGCAUUUAGUAUUUACAAUAAUAUAUAUUGUCU
Molecule: messenger RNA, 3401 nt
Organism: Monascus purpureus
Lineage: Eukaryota; Fungi; Ascomycota; Eurotiomycetes; Eurotiales; Aspergillaceae
Source: the annotation of a GenBank genome assembly